AGCAACAAGAACGGAAAAAUGGCGACCCUGGACGAUAGUCCAUCGGUCUAUUCUGGCCAAAGUUGGUCAAUCUGGGCCGAGAAGGUGCCUUUAGCAGAAGAUGAGGAUCCUGACGAAGAUGAUGUUUCAUCGAGACCGAUGAGUGACAACAAUUCCAUGAAGCUUCGUAAAGAAGAUCUUCCCCUGUUUGGGUACUGCCCAGCCCAGGAUGAACUCUAUUUAGUUGUAUGUGAGAAAUGUGAACAAGUCAUCAAACCACAAGCACUUAAAACACAUCUAGAAAAACGCCAUGGGUCAAAAGAUUCUUCACACCUCUCAUCAAGCUCGAGAUCACAUUCCUCCACAGCAAAGGGAGGUCACUGUGGAGGAUAUCUCUCUCACCGGACUUCCUCGCACAUAUUGUCGUCUAAAGGUGGUGGUGGUAAACAGACUUCAAAUAUGGCCACCGGUGCUUCACCUGUGAAAGUGGGCAGCAGUUACAGCAACGAUCUCAAAAUGGCUAAUGUGGAAGUGUCAUUAAAACGCCUCUCACCUGAUGUGAAGACUGUGUCACUGCAUCCUGAUCCUGUGAAAUCUCAACUUAGUCCAAAGACGAGCAUUGUUAGUAAUUUAACAGUCAAUUCAGUAUCAAAUGGUAUUGUGAAAUCCACUACAAAUGGCGCCAUCACAUCUCUAGAUUCCUCCCCUCCACCUGCUGUGCCAUCUAGUGGGGUGAUGUACUGUGCAUCAAUCACAAACAGUGUAUCUCCCUUGCAUAAUGCAGCCCACAAAUCAUUGAGCUCAUCGCCAUUCUCCAGUCAGUCAUCAUCGUUACACAAAGAAGCCCCUGGUGUGGGACCACCAUCUUCUCCAAGCUCACAAUGUUCUUCUCCAUUGGAUCGAACCUCAGAAAAGAGCUCCUCUAUCAAAAACACAAUGACAGUUUGUGCAACAAAAAGUCCUUCUUCCUUGUCAAAAAAUAGUUCUAUGUCCAAAACUUCCAUGGGAAAAACAAAAACUUCUCAGAGCAUAACAAAGACUUCUUCUAACUCAUCAAAUAAAUUAUCAAGCUCAUCAAAGAAUUCAACUAGCCCAUUAAAAUGCUCCACCAGUCCUGUGAAAAGUUCAACAAGCCCUGCAAGAAGUGCACCUAGCCCGGCAAAGAGUGCACCCAGCCCGGCAAAAAGUGCAUCAAGCCCUGUAAAGAGCCCAUCAAAAGGUUCCAGUCCUUCCCAAACCUCUGCAGGAUCAACCCCAAAUAAAUCCACUAAAGAUCCCAAGGAACGAAAGUUUGUGUUGUGCAAAGAUCGAGAGUUUGAUCCUAAUAUUCACUGUGGUGUCUUGAGAACAGAUGAUGGUCGACAUUGUACAAGGUCAUUAACCUGCAAGACUCAUGCCUUGUCUUUGAGGAGAGCAGUAGAAGGGAGGAGGAAAAAGUUUGAUGACUUACUAAAAGAACACAGAGCUGCUAAAGAAGCACAGCUCAAGGCAAAAUCUGAAGGGAAGGCAGCAGCUUCAGCAUGCAAUGCUACUGUGCCAGGAGCUAUUUCUCCUCUUUCUAUUACAACUGAUAGUAGCAUGUUGGGAGUGAAAACAAGCCAUAACACUGAACUGAACUUCAAUUGUAGUGAUGAUCCAUUUUCAAUCAGUCAUAAACUUUCCAGCCCUCAAUCGAACAGCACCUCCAAGUUCAACAAACAGGCGUUAAAACAGGUCAACACAAAUCAUCCUAGGUUGAGUUUGUCAGGACUGCAGUCCCCGUCGUGGUCACCCAUGGAGGACAUGUCCCCUCCUGAUAUUGUCAGUCGUCUUUCCAGUGACGGGGAGGUUGAUAUGGAAGAGACGGAGGACAGAGGAGACACCUCCUAUAUCACCCAUCAUCCCAUUCCCAUUGCAACAUGUACCUUUGGUGGCCGGUGUAGUUCAGGAGGGUGGUAUCUGUUUAGCAGGAAGACAGACUAUUUACGAACAGCAUUCCUCAGUGCAUUAGAAAAACAUUUACAUCCACCCCCACACAAGAAAUUAUGUGUGGAAUCCAAAUUACCCAAAGAACCUCAGCUGUCAACAAAUUCCAUGGACCCUUACGAGUUCAACGUCGUUGAUAUGAAUGCCAGCAACUUGGCCAGCCAUAAUGCCAUGAUGAACUCUGUGCACAAAGCAGCUGUUAACAAGCCCAAAAGUAAACCACCAAAUAGUCGAACUUCUAAAACAAAGGGGGACAACACAAGUCCUCGUCUUAGUCAAUCCGGUGCCUCUAACAACAACCCGUCCCCUACAGGGAGCGGCACAGGGAUCAAGAGGAAGCGUAGCAGCAGCGGGACCAGCUCACCUGGAUCUGCUUCAUCCAGUGUUACGAGUGUGUCUUUACAGAACGCUAUGAUAGGUGGACUGUCCCUGGCCACCCCCAACCCCAGCCCCAUUAUAGCAGCGUGUGUACCAAAUGUAAACCUGAGCAGUAAUAUAGGAAGAAUCAGUGCAGCGAGUAAAGCAGGCCAGGUAACCAAAAAUAACAUUAUCAAGGAUGGCGGUGGCAUCAACUUGCUAGUGACAAACAUGGAACAGAGUGUGGUGAAUGGACAAUAUGUGAACAUCACAGGGAAUAUGCUGGAGAUGGGUGUUGCUCAGGACGAGAAAGGAGGGGGCUCCAAAAAAAACCGCAGUGGUGGUGGAAAUCCCAAACAGAACAGUAGCAGACAAGUUGCAAGCAAUGUCGAAGGGUUGUGUUCAAUUUCUAAUAAUGUUGUGGCCAACAUUGCCCAGAAGGCCAUUAUUUUGGACAAGUCUGUCCUAUCCAUGUCACCGUUCCAAACCAGUUCUGUGGUGCCUAUUGCCAACUCUGCCAUGUCCCCACCUCAAGCAAGUCCGUCGGCUUCUGCUAGUCCAUUUUUCAGAUCAGGUUCAGUCAGCCCUCAGGUGUCAGCAGCUUCCCCGAUCCCCAAUGGUGUGAUAUCUCCGCCGCCAGUCAGUCUGAAGGCGUUCGCAGCGUUGAAUCACAUGACAGCGGGCCAAAAAACAGCCAGCCCUCCUACCAGCAGGACCAGCACUCCCAGCCCUAGUCCCAACUUCUCCGCUCAUGAAUCCUCCCCAAGUCACUCCACACACUUUACUUUUAUAGGCAAAAGUCACAGCAAUUCAGGAAGUCAUAAAUCCCACAAGUCCAACAGUUCUCACCGAUCUGGCAGUCAUCCACCAUCACUCUCUGCAGCUGUAACAUUAGGUGGCAGCCAGCAGGGUGGUGUGCUCCAGCCCAACCAUGCCAACAGCUUACAUAACUUCUGUGUGACUAACAGUCAGGCUGUGUCAGGCCUCGGGUCACUGCCCCUGAAACCGUCAGGAAUUAAAACCUACCCACUCACCAUGCCAUUUACAGUGUCCUCUUCGGUCAGCCAUGGGUUAAGCGGUCAGCAGCAACCAACGGCAACUCUGUUUCAUGUGACGUCAGAGAGUAUGUCCAAAGGAGAGCUUCAGCUCCAGCAGGCCUCCACCUCACACCCCAAUGUGAUCUCAUGACAGUCUGCUCCGCCAUAAUCUCCAUGGCAUUUCUUAGCCUUAUGUCUUGUUACGUUCUUGUUAUUGUGGCUGCUGACACAAAAGUGAUAAGUGUACAUAUAUAUAAAGUAUGUAUGGAAACUUGACUAUUCUGGCAGUUUAAUGCACAGAACCUUCCUUUUUUACAAGUGAAACUUGUAUUGACUGGAUACGUGUAUAUAGUGUGAAUGACAUUUACAUACAAUGCCUUUUUUGAUACACAGCUACGAUGUGGAGGGAAAAAGAGUGAUAGUUGUUUGAGCUGAUGGCUCAAUACAUGUAUGUACAUGUAUGCUCCAAUCAUAGUCUUUGCAUGAUGGAGAGUUAAUGAUAUUUGCAAAGGGAAAUAACUCUACAGUAUUUAUUCCAAAAAAGGAAAGUCUUAAUUAUAAAAAAUCAAAUUAUGAUUUUAUAUGUUAUUGAAGAUACAUCAUAUCUUAAUUAAAACUUUUUUGCAUUAUUUAUAAACUGUGAGGUAUUUCCACUAUGGUUUUAUUGUGAAAUGUAAAUGUGAUGGAAUUUUAAUACCAACAUUGGAGAAGUUAUUUGUGUGUCCCAUUAUUUGUUAUUUCUCUGUGUUUGUCUCUCUUUAAUGUUUUAUUUACUGUAGUCAAUGCAGUACCAUGACGUGUUGUGAUGGAACAACUUUCUGUCUUGUUGUGGGAGUCUGUGACUACCCCUUGACACCUGCGCCCAGCCCUCCUCACAACUGCACAUUUUAAGUUGUUUUUAUACACUCAGUGUCAGCCAAGCUAUCAGGGAUCACACUUGACAUAUGCACUUCCGUUUUGUGGCUUGACUGUAAAAUUUUCAAUAUACCCGUGGUUAACAUGGUAGAAUUAGCCAACCACUGCUGGGUUUCUCGUUUGUACACCAUGUAUUAUAAAAUGAUUUUUUAUACGGAUUCGUUUCGGUGAGAUCAUGCCCUUGGAAAGUCUAUACUUAUGAUCAGGUCACUAACAAAAUAAACAUUUUUUAUGUUAGUUCAACAAGUCUCCAGGUGUUAAUUAUUUAACUUUCAAACAAGUUUCU
Liolophura sinensis is the source of this 4539-nucleotide messenger RNA. RefSeq names its product ataxin-7-like protein 1. Lineage: Eukaryota; Metazoa; Mollusca; Polyplacophora; Chitonida; Chitonidae. The transcript is spliced from 11 exons. The record is from RefSeq and is a predicted model, not a curated record. Bases 19 to 3489 code for a protein of 1156 amino acids.